AUGAUUCGAACAGGAAGAGUAAUCAAUAGCCAUAUCCCUUUCCUUUCCUCCGCAAUCAUCUUCCUCACAACAAUCCACCUCCUCGUUUUCUCCACCACAUCUCAACAGCAGCCGACUUUCAACACCGCCGGCUGUCAAGACAGUUCCAACUCAACCACACCUCCCGCCUACACCUCAAACCUCGCCGCCCUCCUCAACACCCUGCCCCCCAAGGCCUCCACCACCACCUUCUCCAACGACUCUGCGGCGGACGGCGAGGUAUUCUCCCUCUACCUCUGCCGCGGAGACGUCACCCUGACGCAGGCCGUGCAGGAGGUCCAGCGACGCUGCCCUGCUCACAGGGUGACGAUUACGACCAGUGCAUGCUGCGGUACUCCAACGUCAGCUUCGCGGUACUCCAACGACCCAUUUUAA
Messenger RNA from Linum trigynum, 414 nucleotides. NCBI's taxonomy places the organism in Eukaryota, Viridiplantae, Streptophyta, Magnoliopsida, Malpighiales, Linaceae. The record is from the annotation of a GenBank genome assembly.